Molecule: messenger RNA, 1570 nt
Organism: Cuscuta epithymum
Lineage: Eukaryota; Viridiplantae; Streptophyta; Magnoliopsida; Solanales; Convolvulaceae
Source: the annotation of a GenBank genome assembly
AGGAAGCCGAUGACCAGAGAUGGGAAGGUACUCCCACGGAAAGUAAGCAGAAGUAAAGCCAUAGCCAUGGGACUCAUUCCAGAAGACGAGCACGUGAAAAAAUAUCCCAAAGUGGGGAAGAUAGCCGAAGCCGAUGUUGUCAAGUUCAAGGUGGACUACCUUAGUCGAGGAAUUGUAAAGGCUCUUACACUCUCCUCCGAUGACCUCACCGGUAAGACCACCGAUUUUACCGAAUUUGUCUCUUUUAAACAAUGGGGAACUUUAUACGAUUCCAAAAAUGACUUCACCGUUUAUCCUGAUCUGGUCGCUGAAUUCCUUGCUAAUUUAAUUAUUAAAGAGGAUGUAAUGUCUUCUAGAGUUCAAGAGAAAAAAAUCAUGUUGGAUACUGAAGAUGUGGGACGGAUUCUUAGCGUCCCCAGUGUUGGUGAAUGUGCGUACAAGAAAAACGAUUGGCCCUUAACUACUGUCUCUAAAUCUGGUGCCCUUCGGUAUUUUGACCCUAACAUUACUGGUUCCUCUCUUCACGUUGCCAGUUUAGCCCCUGUUCACAAGCUGUUGUUUUACUUUGUCCACCAGAACCUCGUCCCAAGGCUUGAAGGCCGUUCCUCACCCUCUCAAGCUGAACUAGCUUACAUGUAUCUCUUAGCAACUAAGACUCCAAUUACCUCCCUGGUUUGAUGUUCGCCCACCUCAAUUUCAUCAUUGGCACUAACUCUAGAAAGAAUGGAAUUCCAUACGCCCCCUUCCUUAUGAAAAUCUUCCAAUCUCAGAAAAUCAAUCCUGAUGGUCUCCCCUCUGAAGAUGCCAUCAAGGUUGUAGAUAACAGGUGUCUCAACAACCUGGGCAUUAUGAUCAAGAAUUCCAAGCUGCUGCCCAAAGAAUCUACUCCUUCAUCUUCUGAUCAGAAACCAAAGUCUGGACCUACCCCUGUUCCCUCAAGUGACCCUAUGAUAGUUGUUCCUCCCAUCACCGACCACAUUAAUCUGCUAGAACGCUCUCUUCAGAGCCAAUUCGAUGCCCUUUAAGAGUCCAUUGCUGCUCUGGCUAAAAAGGUGGACACUAGCUGAUUCUCACAGUGCGAUCUACAAAGAUUUCCAAUCGUUCAGGCAGGAGGUAUUGCUAAAAUUUGAGGAACCUGAGGCUAUUCCCAGAACAAUUGUUCCAUCCUCUGAUGAUGAGGAUUCUUAAACGAGUGGGGUCAGGGGUUAAAAUUGCUUAAAACACUCUAUUUUGCUACUGUUUGUUACUUUACUUGUGACACUGUUUUGGUUGGUUCCUGUUUCUUUGGUUGAUGCCAAAAGGGGGAAGCAAUUAGAUGCCAUCAAGGCAUAUUUUGCAAGAAGAAUAUAUUUUGCAGGAAUUCAAGGCACCUAUGGUUUGUCAUCAACAACAAUGGGGAAUUUGUUGAUUAUGUAGUUUUGUUGAUGACCAACCAUGCAGGAACAAGGGAUGAAACUAAUCCAUAUCUAACCAUGCAGGUCUCCCUGGAUUUGGGUUCAUAGGACCCAUAGAUAGAACUAUUAUAGGGUCUAACACAUGAGUGCUUUGAGUUUAUGCAUGCAUGAGUUAC